This is a messenger RNA of Esox lucius (northern pike), 3349 nucleotides long. RefSeq names its product progestin and adipoQ receptor family member 4. Gene Ontology annotation, molecular function: signaling receptor activity. Lineage: Eukaryota; Metazoa; Chordata; Actinopteri; Esociformes; Esocidae. The coding region runs from base 212 to 1039 and encodes 275 amino acids. The record is from RefSeq and is a predicted model, not a curated record. The transcript has 3 exons. Gene Ontology annotation, cellular component: membrane.
CUCAACAGGUUGCUUUGCUUGGAAGUUCCAAGGAACGCUUCCAAGGAUGGUACUUGGCUACCGAAACUAUGCCGCUGACUGUCCUGUUUGAAUUGACAAUGUAUGUGCCUGAAGUGAUAAAUGAAAACUUUUAGUAUAUAAUAAUAUGUUUAUUGCACUAGCAACUGAUGUACAGUAAACUCAGAGAGGACGUUGUCUGGGGAAUACCACCAUGGCAUGCUUAUAUGGACAUGGACCUCGUCUGUUAAAUUUGGAGAAAACUCCUCCUCAUCUUCAGUUCAAUGACCUGAUCCUGACUGGCUACCGGCCCAUUUCAACUGUUCAUGGGUGUCUCAGAAGCCUUUUCUACCUGCACAAUGAAUUUGGUAACAUUUAUUCCCAUGGAAUCCCGUUCUUCUGUUUCCUUGUGCUGCUGCCUCUCAACAUCCCCUGGUCCGAUGUAGAGCAAACAUGGAUGUGUGUGUUCCACUACCUGGCCUGCUUGUCCCCCACCGUGGGCUCUGUGCUCUACCACACCUUUAUGAACCAUGAGGGCGGGGAGCCCAUUUAUGACACCCUCCUCUCCCUAGACAUGGUCGGAGUUUGCCUCGUCAACACUUUAGGAUGCCUGCCUAUUGUCUACAUCACCCUGAUGUGCUACCCUGUCAUGCGCAUCCUGGCCCUCUUUGCCUACAGCAUAAUAUCGGCCUGGGGUAUCCUCUGUGCCACCACUGCGCGAAGCAACUAUGGCCGUCUUCGUGCUUUCAUCUGGCAGGCUCUCUUCCGUCUGGUCCUCUUCUUGUUCCGUUGGCAGGGUGACGGCGUAGGCAGCCCAACUUCGCUGCAUCUUUUCUUCACCAUGGACAUGUUAGCUGUCUUGGGGGGCCUAGUGAACCUUAGCCGAGUGCCAGAGCGCUUCAGCCCUGGUUUCUUUGACUACUGGUUCAACAGCCACCAGAUAAUGCAUGUGCUGGUGAUCUGCUCCAUCAUCUACAUGCACUGGGGGAUGUUGGAGGACUUAGCCUGGAUUAAGACAUUCCAGUGUCCAGUCAUGGAGUGAAGGACAGACGUUAAGGAGGAGGAAAAGGAUUGUGGGAAGGAGCACUUAAACAUAGAAUUACCUAAAUAGUCCCAUUCAUGUCUUUAUUUGGUGAUGGGUGGACUGGCGGCCAUAAUGAAUGUACGUACCCAGAAGUGCACACAGUCAUUUUAAGGGCUUAUUUACCUUCUAGUUAUCAUGUUUCUAUGGUUGAUGAGGGAGUGAAUUUGAGGUUUUAAAACGCACUUUAGGACGAGCUGCUGUAAGGAUUACGGUUCGCCAUCCAUUGUGAACAGUUCACCCCCUGUACAGUAGAACAGUGCAGGGGUAAGAAUAUAUUGGUGCUAUUUAUGAUUUGUUCUCAAAAGGAAUCUUCCAAAUUUCUUUCAGCUACAACUUCAUUGUGAUUGACUACAUAAAAUAUUCUGUCAAACUAAAAUGAAAGCUGUGGUAUAUGAUGUACACCCAAGUGCAUAAUAUCACAAAUGUUUUCACAUUUUAACUGUUAAUUGCAUUGGUAAAAGGUUUAUAAUGGCAAUAUGUCAUAUCUCAAGGUUUGUGGUAUAUUGUCAAUAUACCAUGGCAAAGUGCUGUACCCAGGUGAUGUAUCAUGCCAGUGAACAGCUGUUAGCCAUGAUAUAGUGGCCAUUUACUGUACUCCUCAUGCCUUAUUGCUUAACUAAAAACCCGAAAUACGUACAGUGCCUGGGAGAAGUAUUCAAACCUGUUCAAUUCUCUAAUUUUAAUGUAUUACAAAUUUAGGUUACACUUUUUUUGGAUAGUCAAAAAUACCAUCUGUAGGUGCGCUACAGUUAUUCAUUCAUACCAUUAACAAAUUAUCAGAAAAACAUAAGUGCUUGCUAAGGUUAAAAUUUGAUCUUAAGAAUGAGUGUUAGUAUAAGGAUUCAGGAAAGGAUUAAGGUUAGAGAUAGGAUGAGAUUAAAGGUUAGGUGUAGUGUCAGUAGAUAGUUAAUUGAAAUGUUAUUGAUAGUCUGUUAAAGCAUCUACAGAUUCAGAUUGUCUAUCCAAAUAAAGUGUUACUGUGACGUUAGUUUAAUGUAUUUGUUAGAAAACAGCAAUAUGUUGAUAUAUGCUAGAAUAAGUAGUCAAACCCUACAAAUUAAUAUUUGGUAGAACAACCUGUUGCUGCAAUAACAGCUUCAAAGAAAAGUAUUUUCCGCUAACAAAAUAAUUGCAAUCCAUAUUGGGGUGAAUGUGAAAUAUGUUGUUUAUAUAUGCAAAAUGUUUCAAUACAUAUUAUUGUCACUCCUCCGUUAGCCAUGGCUUUAGUAAGCAUAUAUGAGCUUGGCACAGUGUCGGGUUGAUUUUGACAUAUUCUUAUUGCCAUAUUUGCUCCAGGUUGUUCAAGUUGGUUGGUUGGCUUAUGAACUGCAAAUCAAAUAUUUAAAUAGUGUUACAGAUUGUCUAUGUGAUUCACUUGAGGACUUUAACUUGGCCACAGAAGGACUCUUUAUUUUAUUAUUGAGCCACUCCAGUGCUGCAUCAACCUAUUACUUCGGAUCAUUGUCCUGCUGGAAGGUACAUUUACUCCCAAAUGUUUGUUUGACUGAAAUAAGUUAUCCUGCUGUAUUUUUGGUAUUUGCAGUAUCCCCACAGCAUAAUGCUGCCACCACACUUCACUGUAGAGAAGGUUUUGUUGAGACGUUGUUAGUGUUAGGUUCCCGCCACACAUGGCUCUAUCUUGGUCUCAUCUGACCAUAAACCCAUUUCCCACAUGACAGCUGGUUCACUUGAUGCUUUCAGAUGGUACUUUUUAAGUACAGGCUUCUUUCACACCACCCUCCAAUACAGGUCAGUUUUAUACAGAGCUGCUGAUAUAUAAAAUAUAAAACAUUUUGGUCAAGUACUAGGCAUAAUCUGUGUCCAUGGAACCAGCCUUUACUCUCCCACUUCUAAUAUUUGGUUUUAAUCAUCUUUUCCAAUUCAGUCUGACCAAUGGUCCUUCAACAGUGAUGUUUUUACCCAGAAAAUGUGACGGUAACAACGGUUCAAAGAUGGAGGUCAACGAUAAUAGUGCCCUUGUUAAGGCAAUUCAUUUCACUUGUGGAAAACGGAAGCUUUUGAAGCACAUGGGUUAAAUACUUAUGUAAGCAACCUAUUUGAAUUUGUACUUUUCUUACAAAUAUUUCCCAAAAUAAAACCAACGUUACCAUUUUUGACUGUUGAUGUGUUAAAAUAAAUGAUCCAACAGAAUGAAAUGUUAUUGUGCCAUUUGUAAUUCAGUGAAAUGAGAGAAUUUGUCAUAGGUCUGAAUGCUUUAGCACGACACUUUAUAGAAAUACAUAAAAACGUAACACCGCAUUACGAAAC